Molecule: messenger RNA, 791 nt
Organism: Scheffersomyces coipomensis
Lineage: Eukaryota; Fungi; Ascomycota; Pichiomycetes; Serinales; Debaryomycetaceae
Gene: TIM13
Product: protein translocase subunit
Exons: 1
Coding region: 85-399 (104 amino acids)
Source: RefSeq, a predicted model, not a curated record
UUUCUAUCUAUUAGAAAAAAAAUUAUAUUUAGUUUCUUCAAAGGAUCUUGUUUCAACAGAGUCUGAUAAUAUACAACAAUUAAGAUGGCAUUAUUUGGAUCUUCAACAUCAGCUGCUGCUGGAACAGCAAGUACAACUGCUGGAGGGAAAUCUCAACAACUUAAACAAGAGAUUGAAAAUCAAAUUAGUCAAGAAUUAGCAGUUGCAAAUGCUACUGAAUUAGUUAGUAAAAUCACUGAAAAUUGCUUUGAAAAAUGUAUUACUCAACCAUCUAAUAUAUUGAAUGGUCAAGAAGAUCAAUGUAUAAAUCAAUGUUUAGAGAAAUAUAUGAGAUCAUGGAAUGUUAUAUCGAAAGCUUAUAUAACUAGAAUUCAACAACAAUCAGCUCAAGAUAAGUAGAAAAUGAUGUAUAUCUACUUUGAUCAAUUGAUUUCAUAUCUAAUUCAUGUGUUAUGAAUUGUAAUAGGAAUCGAAUUAGAUGAAUUGACUUGAAAUAGAUCAUUACCAUUAGCUUUUCCUAUAUCACUUUUUUGAUACCAUAGAAGUCUGUACAUAUACUCCACAUACCACGAUGCAUAACCUCUAAUGAUUAUACAGUCAUCCAUAGAUACAUCUACUCAACUAAUAACAAAUUACCUUCCUGAAUAUAGAGUUUUUUAUGAAGUUAUAUAGCCCUUAAUGACUUUACUUUAUUUAUUAAAUUUAGUAGUACCAAUUAUUAAUUAAAACUUGACUCAGUUGAGUUAUGUAGUUCUCUAUUUACUCUCUAUCUUGCAUACGUCAUAGUUCGG